Molecule: messenger RNA, 1584 nt
Organism: Ipomoea nil (Japanese morning glory)
Lineage: Eukaryota; Viridiplantae; Streptophyta; Magnoliopsida; Solanales; Convolvulaceae
Product: disease resistance protein TAO1-like
Exons: 4
Coding region: 1-1584 (527 amino acids)
Source: RefSeq, a predicted model, not a curated record
AUGGGGAGAGCAAUUGUUUACAAGGAAUCUCUUUACCCUGAAAAAAGAAGUAGAUUGUUUUUAUCUGAUGAAGUUUUGGAUGUGCUCUUGAACAACAAGGGCACUGAAGCAAUUCAAACUAUGACGGUAGAUGUGCAAACAAAUGUGCCUUUGAGUACGAAGGUAUUCUCUAAGAUGACCAGAUUAAGAGUACUCAUAAUCUUAUCCAUGAAUGUCAGUGGAUCUUUAAAAUACUUGUCCGAUGAGCUUAGAUUGUUGUAUUGGCGAAAUUGUUCUUUGAGACGUAUGCCUACUGAUUGUCGUCUGAAGAAACUUGUCAUUUUAGAAAUGAUUGAAAGUAGUAUUGUGGAAUUUCAACCCAAAUUGCAGAACUUUAUAUGCUUGGAGGUUUUAUGUCUUGAACAUUGUGAGGAACUUAAAAGAGCCCCAAAUUUCAGUGGAGCACACAGUCUAAAGAAACUGGUCAUGUGGAACUGUUCGAAUUUGGUUAAAAUUUCAAAAUCAAUUGGAGAUUUAAAAAACCUUGUUGAGUUAGAUGUGGGAUUUUGUAAGAAUCUGAGGGAGCUACCAAGUAGCAUUUGCAAGUUGAAAUCUCUGAAAGUUCUUAUGAUGGAAGGGUGCCCAAAGAUAAAAGAGUUGCCUAAAAAGUUGGGAGAAUUGGAGCAACUAUGUGAGCUUAUUGCUGGAGGGACUUCUGUGUCACACCUACCCCUUUCUUGUGGAUCUUUGAGAUAUCUCAGGUAUAUGGUACUAGGGCCGAAGGCUAACCUGACAUACUCAGAAGAAAUGUUCCAGAGUUUUUCAUCUUCAGAUGAUAAUUUAUGUCCCUUGCGGACUCUAAUUGCUCCUUACCAUUAUGUGCAACAUCCAGGUCUUGAAAUUGAUUCUUUUUCCUUAUUGUCAAUUUUAGAUCUUAGUGGGAGUAACUUCAAUGCCCUACCCUUUAACCUUUGUCAUCUUUCUGUACUAGAAGAUCUCUAUUUGAACAAUUGUCAAAACCUUCGAGUGCUUCCAGAUCUUCCACCUUGCCUACUUUUUCUGAAAGCAAGAAAUUGUCCCUUGCUAGAAAAGCUACCAAAUCUGUCUGACUUGAAGCUCAAGGAGUUGGAUCUUUCUUACUGCAGUAACUUGACCGAGCUUCAGGGGCUGGGGAAUCUCAAAUCAAUAAAUUCUAUUUACAUAAGAAAUUGUAGUGCUCUGAAUAUUAAUUCUUGGUUUGUAAACUGUUUCAAGGCACAUUCUCGGGGGCCUAAACUUUCAAUAUUGGUUUCAAAAGACAUGGUUCGAGAAUACUUGUGCAGCCACAAAGUAUUUGGAUCUUCACCACAUAACACUUUGCAGCCGGUAUAUUUGGAGGAAAAACUGCGAUUAUUCAUGUGGAGUCCAAGUUGGUGUACUGUUGGCUAUGUUUUAAAAUACAAAACCACAGGUGUUGAGUUGUUGAGUGGUUCAUGGCGGGGCGAUUAUGAAGCUGCGGAUGAUCUUAUGCAGUUGUCACUCUCAGAAUAUGGUUAUUUUACAGAACCCAUAAAAGUAGAAGAACUAGAGGUGUCUAUCUCUAUGGUUUUAUGUCUGAUGGAAUAA